AUUAAACAUAGCCCUUGGUCACCAACAGAAGAUACGAUUGUUUUAGAGGGGAAAUCCGAAGGCCUUGGAUUUCCUGAGAUCGCCAAGUCUCUGCCUGGACGAGUCGCGGAGCAGGUCCGACGUCGUUAUCUGAAUUGCUUGGACCCAACAAUCCGAAAAGACGAAUGGACGGAGCAAGAGAAAGAAGCUUUGUUUGAUGCACAGCGGCGCAUGGGAAACAAAUGGACUGCUAUUGCUGCUCUUUUACCGGGCCGCUCAGAAAACGCCGUGAAAAAUUGUUGGCACAAUCAAAUA
This is a messenger RNA of Phaeodactylum tricornutum CCAP 1055/1, 294 nucleotides long. RefSeq lists its product with no specific name. The transcript has a single exon. NCBI's taxonomy places the organism in Eukaryota, Bacillariophyta, Bacillariophyceae, Surirellales, Neidiaceae. Gene Ontology annotation, molecular function: DNA-binding transcription factor activity, RNA polymerase II-specific; RNA polymerase II cis-regulatory region sequence-specific DNA binding. Gene Ontology annotation, cellular component: nucleus. The annotation marks the transcript as partial. The record is from RefSeq and is a predicted model, not a curated record. Gene Ontology annotation, biological process: regulation of DNA-templated transcription.